AAGUGGGUUGACGACACAUUUUGAAGAGGACUGAACGCCAGUAACUCCUCGCCGGACAUAUGCUAUUAUGCCUCGCCUGCAACCUCGAUCCAUUCGCCCACCGCAACUCCCAUUCAGGCCGCGCGCCCGCCGACGGAGCGCUCGCCCUCGAGCCCCGCGAGGCUCUCCGUCUCCUCAGCCGAAGCGCCUCCACCACCCUGGGACAUGUCAAGCUCACCCACGCCCGCAUCCUCCGCUCUGGCCUGUCCCACGACCCCGCCCUCCUCCCCUCCCUCCUCCGCCUCUACUCCUCCCACUGCCGUCUCGAUCUCGCCGCCCGCCUCCUCGCCAUCUUCCCCGACCCUCCCACCAUCGCAUGGAACCUCAUGAUCCGCGCCCACGCCGGCGCGGGCGCCCCCCUCGACGCCGUCCUUGUCUAUAACCGCAUGCUCUCCCGCGGCCUCCGACCUGAUAAGUUCACCUUCCCCUUCGUCGUCAAGGCCUGUUCGAUGCUCCUGGAGGUUAGUAAGGGCAAGGAGGUCCACGCCUUUGCUAUCAAGUCUGGGUUCUGGCCUGACACGUUCCUGCAGAACGCCCUCAUUCAUCUCUACUUCUGCUGCGGCGACCCAGUGAGCGGGCGGAAGGUGUUCGACGAAAUGCCAGUUAAAAGCGUCGUGUCGUGGACCGCUCUGCUUUCCGGACUCGUGGCGUGCGGCGAGGUAGAGGCCGCUAGAACCGUCUUCGACAACAUGCCGAUCCGAAAUGUGGUGACUUGGACGGCGAUGAUCGACGGGUACGCGAGGAAUGGGCGCCCAGAUGAGGCGUUCAGGCUGUUCCGGAGGAUGCAGGACGACGACGUGAUGCCGAACGAGUUCACGGUGGUGGCGCUGUUGAUCGCGUGCGCAGAGCUUGGGAGCCUGAGUGUGGGCCGUUGGGUGCAUGAGUUUGCCCAAAAGAAUGGCGGACUCGACAAGGGCGUCUACGUGGGCACUGCGCUCAUAGAUAUGUACAGCAAAUGUGGAAGCUUGGAGGACGCGGUGAGAGUGUUUGAUCAUAUGCCAGUCAAGAGCGUGGCAACUUGGAACUCCAUGAUCACCAGCUUCGGCGUUCAUGGGCGGGGAAAGGAAGCGGUGGCUCUUUUCAUGGAAAUGGAGAAGGCAAAGGUGCUGCCGGAUGGAAUCACCUUUGUGGGCGUCUUGAGCGCCUGUGUGAGGGAGUGCAUGGUGGAGGAGGCCUGCAGGUUCUUUGGGUCCAUGGUCGAACGAUAUGGCAUCGGCCCAUGUCGCGAGCAUUACGACUGUCUCGUGGAGCUCUUGAAUCGUGCUGAUGACUCAGAUGAAGCAACCAAAAUAGUUGAUAAUUCGCUACAAAAGCUUGGCGUUGCUGCAAGACAAAUGCUGAAGAAAUUGUGCCAAACAAAUGCCGACAUGAGGCUCCAAAAAGUUGUUCAUCCUCAUGGAUUCGAAAACCUUCAAAAGCCUUGAGCGUGAAGUAGAAUAGUUUCAGCCUGGAAAACAAAGAUGAGUGCUGCCAAGACAUGGCCGACAAGUUUAUGCUGAGCAUUGCAACUCUAUUGCAGUGCUGGAUCCUGGAUUCCAGUCUCUGUAAACCAUAUAGUUCUGUCUACAGCUUCAGGUUCAGAAGAA
Molecule: messenger RNA, 1625 nt
Organism: Musa acuminata subsp. malaccensis (wild Malaysian banana)
Lineage: Eukaryota; Viridiplantae; Streptophyta; Magnoliopsida; Zingiberales; Musaceae
Product: pentatricopeptide repeat-containing protein At3g26630, chloroplastic-like
Molecular function (GO): protein binding
Source: RefSeq, a predicted model, not a curated record